Molecule: messenger RNA, 537 nt
Organism: Stylonychia lemnae
Lineage: Eukaryota; Ciliophora; Spirotrichea; Sporadotrichida; Oxytrichidae
Source: the annotation of a GenBank genome assembly
AUGGGAAGACCAGACUCAACAAAUACUACAAACCUUUUAACUUUAAGGAAAGACAGUCCAUAUAGAAAGAGGUAUUCUAUUAAUCUUAAUUUGAUUUAAUUUCUAGAUAAGCAGUAUGAUUAUCGGUAGAUCAAGCAGACUAACCCACUUCUUGGAAUGGAGGGAUUACAAGAUUGUGUUUAAAAGGUAAUAAUUGCUGUCUCUUAAAAUAUUAUUAGAUAUGCAAGUUUGUAUUUUGCUGCUGGAAUUGAAAAGAAUGAUAAUGAACUUAUAGUUUUAGAUAUUAUACAUCAUUUCGUGGAGACUUUGGACAGAUAUUUUGGGAAUGUUUGUGAAUUAGAUUUGAUUUUCAACUUCCAUCAAGCAUACUUUAUCCUAGAAGAAAUAAUUAUUGGAGGAUUCAUUAUGGAGUCAAGCAAAAAGUAGGUUCUUAAAAUGAUAUAAUAGAAUGAUGCAUUAAUGGAUGAAGCAUUUUUUAAAGAUGAAGGUUAGGGAAAAAAUUAAAAGGAAGAAUCUUCAAAGGGUUAAAAGUAGUGA